Molecule: messenger RNA, 300 nt
Organism: Microthlaspi erraticum
Lineage: Eukaryota; Viridiplantae; Streptophyta; Magnoliopsida; Brassicales; Brassicaceae
Source: the annotation of a GenBank genome assembly
AUGGCGUUGAACACCGGAAUCAGAUCUAUCUCAAAGAUCAUAGCUUCUUCCGAAUCAUCAGUCUCCAGAUCUGUGAGCAGAAGCUUCCACUCGACUGGACCUAAGAAGAUGAGCGGAGGAGGAGGACAUGGCCAUGAUGAUUACGAAUACUACCUCCACGCAAAGCACAUGUACAACUUGGACCGCAUGAAGCACCAAGCUCUCAAGAUGUCCCUCGGUGUCUUCACCGCUUUCAGCAUCGGUGUUGGUGUUCCCAUCUUCGCCGUCGUCUUCCAGCAGAGGAAGACCGCUUCUGGUUGA